CACGAAACUUCGAAUCCAAAUAAACAAUCAAAAAGUUGUUAUUAUAAAAACAUUAAAAAUUAAAUUUACUAAGGAUGGCACAGAAGGAGCGCUGGAACGAGUCAAAAACAAAGAAUUUCAUUAACGCAUAUCUUCAAAAACCAGCAUUGUGGGAUGCUAGCAGUAAUGGAUAUUCGCAAAAAGCUGAGAAACUAAAAGCGUACGAGAGGCUUAUGGAUGAAUUUGGACUGACUCUAAAUGAAGUGAGGAAUAAGAUACGAAUUUACAGAACAACAUAUAUGCAGGAGAAGAAUAAAGAAGCUACUAUUGCCAAUUAUGUACCAAGAUUAAGUUGGUACAAUGACAUGAAGACAUCAUUUAAGGAAGGACAGGUCAAAUCCUUUGCUAAAUCACCAAUGAGACGAACGGAACUAGCUAGAGCUGUAAAGAAGGAAAAAGAACAGCAUAUUAAUGCUGAUCCAGUGUCUCCAGAUAUGCAUUUUGAGUUCAUUGAUAAUGACAUGGAAACAGAAGAUAAUAAUAGUAUUAAGGCAGAACAGAAUUCGUCAGUUCCAACACACAUAAUCAUUGAGCCAUUUGAAGAGGAAGAGGAAGAAGAACAAGAGCAUCAUGUACGAGAAUCCAACUCAUUCUCAAAAACCUCGCAUAAUUCAGACACAAAGUCGAAAUCCAGCAGUCUUUUAUCAUCCAACGAGCUAUUCCUUCAAUCCCUAAAAUCAACACUUGACAAUUUACCUGAUGAGAAGAAUAUGAGAGCUAGAAUUAAGAUACAAGAAGUUUUAUACACGAUUAUGUAUGAAAAGCCAUAGAAUUUAAGUUUCUGUUUUAAAUGUCUUAAUUAUAUUACAAAAAUCAAUGCACAUUAUUUGAGAAUAAUAAUAAGAACAUUGGGGUGACUGGCUUAAUUGAGCUGGAUCUUUCUGUUUCGAAAUGUUUAAGCUAGUUUUGAGCUAUUGGAUGUGAUUAUGUUUGAUCAUAUAGGUCACA
Chironomus riparius is the source of this 987-nucleotide messenger RNA. Lineage: Eukaryota; Metazoa; Arthropoda; Insecta; Diptera; Chironomidae. The record is from the annotation of a GenBank genome assembly.